This is a messenger RNA of Podospora anserina S mat+, 1143 nucleotides long. RefSeq lists its product as uncharacterized. The transcript is spliced from 2 exons. Bases 1 to 1143 code for a protein of 380 amino acids. The record is from RefSeq and is a predicted model, not a curated record. Lineage: Eukaryota; Fungi; Ascomycota; Sordariomycetes; Sordariales; Podosporaceae.
AUGGCUCACAAGCUCAGUUGGGCACAGGAUUCACAGGAUCCACCGGCGUCUUCCCAGAGCAGAGGCCGCAAUCGCAAGCAAUCAAUCGAACACAUCGAGGCCAGCCCAGACCCGAAGCGGCAACGGACAUCCCCUCCAUGCCCUACCGAAGACGCAUUUGGUGAGCCAGCAAUUGCGUUCUGGGUGAAGGAGGGACACUGGCCAGAGGACUGGCCAGAAGAGACCUCAAAGACAAAUUUUACCAUGGAUCUCCCACUUGCGCGAAAGAAAUCCUCCUCCAAUCUGUCUCUGAAGCGAUCGAACUCCGCUACAUCCAUGACGCCUAGCGACCAGAAGCCGAGGGAGGAAAAGAGCGCGCCAUACCGUGACCAGCGUUAUGAGACCCUGCUCGAGGUCAAAGGCAGCUACAUGACUAAAGCUCCGUUAGGUUUAGCCAGCGCCAGCAAGGCUCUUUGUCGGUCUCUCCUGGAGAAAACGCAGCCAGUUCCCGGCGAUACACUCUUCCGCAACGAUAUUUUUAAAACGAUAUGCGAGAAUAUACAUAAUAAAAAUGAGGCGCGAGUUAUUUUAGACAUCCACCGGCUUAUUGUUCCUUCAGCUGAAAUUCUUGCAGCAUUCGGUGCAAAACACCUUAACAUCCUAACAGAGAGCGUUAACGAAGGGUGGAAUAACUCGAUCCCUUUCACUAGCACCCGUCCACAGCCUGAUUAUUCCGUUGGGUUUAAACGAAAUGCAUUUACUAAAGACCAGCUCGCUAAGCUAUUGCCAUUCAUUAGCAAUUUCAUCGCCGGAGAUCAGUCUUUCUUCAUGGCUACAUACUUAACAACUGGGGAAGACAUCAGCUACUACCGGCAUCUCAUACGUGAUUUUAGCUUUAUCGAGCUUGACGGAAAGGACAAACGGACGGCAUAUCAGUUUACAACGAACCUCUACGACAUAUGGGUGCCUAAACAUUUCGAGAACAUCUGUUCUGCCAUCGAUCAGUUGCCGUCAAAUUUGGACUUUGAUGUCCCACCAUUUUCUGAGGCGACCGGGCUUUCCCAGGAUUUCAGCCAGUCGAGUACCGCCGAGCAGCAAGCGGCCAUUCCAGACACUUCAUUUAGUGGGGCAAAGAGGAGGAAAGGCCAGCAGUUGGCGGGCUGA